AUGACCAGCAGUCCAAACGAUUAUAUUCAGAAAGGUAUUCAAUAUGCCGAACAAGCUACAGCCGAUGAUAAAGUUCAUAAUUUUGAAGCUGCCGGUAAAAAUUACAUGGCAGCAGCAGAAUGUUUAAUGCAUGCAGUAAAGUAUGGAGCAAUGAAUGACCAAUUGAAACAAAAUAUUCGUGCGAAAGUAACUAGUUAUAUAAAACGAGCGGAAGAAAUAAAAGGUACUUCGAAGAAUGGACCAACAAUAAAAAAACCAAUUGCUGAUGGUGGAAAUUCAAAAGAUAAUAAAGAUGAUGAUGAAAAUGGUGAUCCAGAAAGAAAACGAAUGAUGCAAAAAUUUGAAGGAGCCAUUAUUACGGAUCCACAAGUUACAUUUGCUGACGUCAUUGGUUUAGAGCAAGCUAAAGAAGCGUUAAAAGAAGCUGUUAUUUUACCAGUGAAAUUUCCACAUCUUUUUCAAGGUAAACGCAAACCAUGGGCUGGUAUAUUACUUUAUGGACCUCCUGGUACUGGUAAAUCAUAUUUAGCAAAAGCUAUAGCUACUGAAUGUAAGAAUACAUUUAUUUCUGUGAGUUCAUCUGAUCUUUUAUCAAAAUGGCUUGGUGAAAGUGAAAAAGGUGUUAGAGGUUUAUUUGAAAUUGCUCGAGAAAAACAACCAUGUAUUGUAUUUAUCGAUGAGAUCGAUGCUCUAUGUGGACAACGUAGUGAUACUGAAUCUGAGUCAUCACGUCGUGUUAAAACUGAAUUUCUUGUUCAAAUGCAAGGUGUUGGAUCAGAUAAUUCAGGUGUACUUGUUCUUGCUGCAACAAACAUUCCUUGGACGUUAGAUACAGCUAUUCGAAGACGUUUUGAAAAACGUAUUUAUAUUUCAUUACCGGAAGUUAAUGAACGAGCGGCUAUGUUUAAAACUCAUUUGGGAGCUAGUACUUAUCAUACAAUCAAAGAAAAUGAAUGGAUGCAACUAGGACAAAAAUCUGAACAUUAUUCUGGUGCUGAUAUAGCUGUUGUUUGUCGUGAAGCUCUACUCAGACCUAUUCGUCGACUUAGUUCAGCAACACAUUUCAAAAGAGUAUCAAAUCCAAAUCCAGAUGGUCCUCGUCAACUUUGGCUUGUCUGUUCACCAGGAGAUCAAGAUGCUGUAGAAUUAACAUUGGAUAAAAUUAAACCUGAAGAAUUAGCUGAGCCACCAGUAACUAUGAACGAUAUGAUAGCUGCUCUUUCAACACAGAAACCAACUGUUGGUGAAGUUGAUCUAUUAAAACAGGUAAAAUUUACCGAAGAAUUCGGUCAAGAAGGUUCUUAA
Rotaria sp. Silwood1 is the source of this 1305-nucleotide messenger RNA. NCBI's taxonomy places the organism in Eukaryota, Metazoa, Rotifera, Eurotatoria, Philodinida, Philodinidae. The record is from the annotation of a GenBank genome assembly.